This is a messenger RNA of Dissoconium aciculare CBS 342.82, 1461 nucleotides long. RefSeq lists its product as uncharacterized. The transcript has a single exon. Gene Ontology annotation, molecular function: protein binding. The record is from RefSeq and is a predicted model, not a curated record. Lineage: Eukaryota; Fungi; Ascomycota; Dothideomycetes; Mycosphaerellales; Dissoconiaceae. The coding region runs from base 72 to 1322 and encodes 416 amino acids.
UCACAAAUUUAACUAGAUAUCGGUCAACACAUUUUCAACAUAUAUCUGUUACGGCCUGAGUUCACCGCGUAAUGAGCAGAACCAAGAACAAUAAACCAGGUCAAAAAGCACGUGAGCGCCGACAAAAAAUGACAGACCAGCGGGAGCAGUUGUACGAGCUUGCUCUCCAGCAGGUCGAACAAUCCCAGCCAGCCGAUGCAUUGAACACAGCGAAGCAGCUAUGGACCAACGUGCAAAAUCGUCCCAAGGCAGAACAAUUGCCCGCGUUGAAUCUACUGGGUGAGAUCAGCAUCGAGCUUGGCGCAGUAGACUCGGCUCGAAGUUGGUUCGAAAAAGCCGUGCAACUCGACCCGAACGGCGACAUCGCCGCAGCACAAAUGUCCGGCGCUGAAAAGUUCCUCUGGCUUGCGCAGCUCAGUGAAGAAGGUGGCCAGGAGAGUGUUUCGUGGUACGAGCGUGGGGUGAACGCGCUUCAGAAUGAAAUCGCUGCGAUCGAGAACGGCCAGGUGACCGGAUUUGAUGCCGAGCAAUUACUCCAACUGCGCGCGGAGAAGAAGCGUAAGCUCGCCAACACACUCUGUGCUGUUAUCGAGGUGUACAUGACGGACUUGUCGUGGGAGGAUGAUGCUGAGGCACGUUGUGAAAGCCUUAUUACACAAGCUGUUGCUGUCGAAGAUGAAACUAGUGCGGAGGUUUUGCAAGUUCUUGCAUCUAUACGCCUCUCACAAACACGCAAGGAAGAUGCACAAGCUGCUCUGCGAAGAUCUUUGCAAGUGUGGCAGGACCUUGAGCCCGAAGAUCCCGCUGUGCCUGAUUUUGCGACGAAGAUUUCGUUGUCAAGGCUCUUGAUGGAAGCAGAGCUGAACACAGAUGCCUGGAAGGUCCUAAAUCGUCUGAUCCAAGAAGACGACCAAAGUGUGGAAGCCUGGUAUCUUGGAGGCUGGUGCCAAUACCUCGUCGCCGAAGACUAUGAGAACGGUAUUGGAAUCAAAUCGGCAGCAGGCACCGAUGCCCCCACGUUGACGGUCGAAGAACAGUCUCAACGUUUGGCUCAAGCCGCCUUCAAAGGAAGUCGGCGAUGGCUACAAUCGGCUCAGAAGCUUUUCAAAAUUCAAGACUACGAAGAUGACCGACUCCUUGCUCAUGUCCAGGAACUUCUAGUCAAGCUCGAUGAGAAACUCGGCCCAGCGGAAGGGAAGGGUAACGGUGAUGGCGAGGAAGAAUCGGAGGAUGAUUGGGAAGGCAUUACUGACGAAGAGGGUGACGAUGAUGAUCAGUUGGAGGACGACGACGAUGGGGACGCUCGCAUGGCGGAGUCUUGAUCGAUCACCGUGAGUCUCAACGGGUCUCGUGAUGAUAUGAGGAUGCAACGAACUUCAUACGACGUGGGAUGUCGUGGGUGAGCUGUACACAGAUCAAUGCCCCUGUCUUCAGCCAUCUCCGUGGAUUGCAGCGAUUUGC